Molecule: messenger RNA, 1295 nt
Organism: Sinocyclocheilus anshuiensis
Lineage: Eukaryota; Metazoa; Chordata; Actinopteri; Cypriniformes; Cyprinidae
Product: protein atonal homolog 1-like
Exons: 1
Coding region: 65-958 (297 amino acids)
Biological process (GO): axon development; sensory organ development; positive regulation of transcription by RNA polymerase II
Cellular component (GO): nucleus
Molecular function (GO): DNA-binding transcription factor activity, RNA polymerase II-specific; protein dimerization activity; E-box binding
Source: RefSeq, a predicted model, not a curated record
GCAAAAAUCCAUUUCCCUUAUCCAAAGCCACCCACUUUCCUCCAAAAAGCACAAAAAAAACAACAUGGAUGGAAUGAACGUGGACGGCGUAAGCACGGAUACAAGGGAGGUGGUUGAACUCGACGUCCAGCAUCCGAGCCUGGGGCGGGGGAAGCAGCGCGAGUACCCACCAGCUUUGGCACUCAUGGCCAGCAGUGACCCACGCGCCUGGCUGGCUCCCGUGCAGGCUGGCACCUGCGCGGCACACGCCGAAUACCUGCUGCACUCGCCCGGCUCGAGCGCGGAAGGCGUGUCCUCUGCCUCCAACUUCAGGAAGAGCAGCAAGAGUCCUGUCAAAGUACGCGAGCUCUGCCGGCUUAAAGGAGCUGUGGCUGCAGAUGAGGGCAGACAGCGGGCCCCGUCAAGCAAAGCGACCAACGUCGUGCAGAAACAGAGGCGCAUGGCUGCCAAUGCCCGGGAGAGACGAAGGAUGCACGGAUUGAACCACGCGUUCGACAAGCUGCGCAGCGUCAUCCCAGCCUUCGAAGAUGACAAGAAGCUCUCCAAAUACGACACCCUACAGAUGGCACAGAUCUACAUCAACGCCCUGUCCGACUUGCUUCAGGGCCCCGGUGCUAAAGCCGACCCGCCAAACUGCGACCUGCUGCCUGCCAACGUGUUCGAGGAGGACCGCUCUCCCAGAGGAUCGCCGAGCGUCUGCCGGAGAGGCGCGGGCGCGGGUUACCCGUACCAGUACGAGGACGCAACUUUCGCCUCUUUCAUGGAGCAAGAGCUCCAGUCGCCCUCUGGAACGAGCAAGUACGGUUCGGAGGCCAGCAAGGACUCGCCUCGGUCGAACCGGAGCGACGGAGAGUUUUCCCCUCACUCGCACUUCAGUGACUCGGACGAAACGCACUUGGAGAUGCAGAGCGAGGACGAGCUGUCGGAACUGAAACUGCCCAAGCACCGCUCUUUUUAGAAAACACACCAACCGGACUGUCCAUCAGUCGUGUCAAUCGCAUAUUUGGGCUUUGUAAUAGGUGGUUUUAUUUAUCCAUUUGUUGUAUGAUCUUUUGACAAUGAUGUUGCUGUUGUGUCUGACGCCAAUAGAUUUAGUUGCCUUCUCGUGACAUUGAUCAGACCCCUACGCCAUGUGAACUGCCGCGUGCGGCAGUGCCAUGGGCUCGAAUGUCAUGCAUAAAACUGUCUUCCGUGAACUGUUUUGACACGUGAUUGUCCUGGGCCUAUUUUCAUAGAUACGAUUGAUGUUGAACCCUGUAAGAAUUUGCAACUUCUAAAGUUUACGUGCACUUUAA